This is a messenger RNA of Meloidogyne enterolobii, 690 nucleotides long. NCBI's taxonomy places the organism in Eukaryota, Metazoa, Nematoda, Chromadorea, Rhabditida, Meloidogynidae. The record is from the annotation of a GenBank genome assembly.
AUGCAAGCGGGGACUAAUAAAUUUGAGACUCAACGUGGAAUGACUGCACCUGGAAUGCCUCGUUUAAAUAUUACAAUGGAUAAAAAAUUGGGUUAUAUUGAGCCAGACAGAAAAUCUGAAGAAUUUCUCCGUCCACAAUGCGGUACAAAUUUAUACGCAUCACAGGCAGGACAAACACCGAUAGGUGCAAACAGAAAUCAGGAAUGGGAAACAAUUUUGGAGAAGGAAGGCGAAGGAAUUUUGCCUAAACAAAGUGGGGAUUAUGGAUUUGCUACACAGGCUGGAGAAGUAAAUAUGGGAGCACCUCGAAAUCAAGUGCCAAAUAUUCGUGGACGUUUACCCAAUGAUAGACGAACACAUGGAUUGCUUUGUUAUCAAUAUGGCACUAAUAUAUUUGCUUCUCAACAAGGAAUGUUGGGUGCACCGGGGGUACGUGAUGUUCUUCCCCACACAACUGGUGGAAAAGAAAUACCGGAAGACUCGCGAUUAAAAUCUGAAGGGAUUGUGCCUCUUCAAUCUGGCACAAAUAAAUUAGCUUCACAAAAGGGAAUGACAGGCUUUGGAACGCCUCGUAAUACAAUGACUAGAAUGGGGUGGAAAAAAGAAUGGGUAGAGGAGUAUGAAGCUGCUAUGCGCGAGUGGGAAGAAAAUCGUCCACCCGGUUCUGCAUCAGCUGGAUCGGAUACGUAA